Molecule: messenger RNA, 2238 nt
Organism: Cygnus olor (mute swan)
Lineage: Eukaryota; Metazoa; Chordata; Aves; Anseriformes; Anatidae
Gene: TEDC1
Product: tubulin epsilon and delta complex 1
Exons: 8
Coding region: 27-1355 (442 amino acids)
Source: RefSeq, a predicted model, not a curated record
GCAGGGCGGCGGGACGGGGCGAGGCCAUGCCGCGGGGCCGGGCGCUGCCGGGGGCCGUGGGGGCGCUGUGCCGGGCCCUGCCGCCCCGGGCCCGGCUGGUGCCCGAAGCCCUGCGCCGGGCCAAGUUGGACCGGCCUCAGGCGACCCUGGAUUUCUGGAGGCUGCUCUAUGCUCUCCUGAAACAAAUCCACGGAAGCAAGUGGACCGAGUGUGAUGCCAUAGAUACCCAAAUUAGGUUUGUAAAGUCGGCGCUGUGGUACCAUGGCUAUGGCAGGCCAGAGCUCUAUCGGCUCCCCUCCGAUGGCUCAGCAGGUAGCCAGGAGCUGCUGCUGGCAUUUUCCUGGCUGCUGCACAGAAUCAGCCUCUUGGAACAGCUCUUGGCUCGGAACAGAGUGAGGACUGGAGAUGAAACCUCUGUGUGCAUGUGUGAAGAUGAUCUGUCUCAGAGCGAGAAGGGUACAACUGAAAUAGCACCUGAAUAUGGGCCAGAAGACAGAGUUGACGUUCGAUACCUUCAGUGGCUAAGUGGGAGGCUGAGGUUCCAGUGGCGGAGUUUGCAUGCUCAGCACCAAGAGCAAUGCAAACUUUUACAUAAGAUCCAUGUACUCACCACUGGCUCUCAUGUGGACCAGAUCCUUGGACAUUUUUCUGUCGCAGAAAUGGAUCUCAUCAGACAGCCAGAGAACUACAAGCAGCUGGUACAACUUCUGGAGUUGGAAACCAUGCAACUAGAAGCCUUUCUGGAGUGGAAGCAACUGGAACCGGUUUAUUGGCAGUGGAUGGAAACUGUGUUAGAUAAUAUGGCUGAAGAGGGAAAUAUGUGCAAGCUACAGGAUACUCACACAGAGAAAAGCAGGCUGCCAAAGGUGACCUCGUGCUGCCCCUGGGCUGGCAGUCUGACUGGGCAAAUCAGCAAAUUAUCCAGAGAUCUGAUGGCUCUCCGCGACCAGCUACAUGAGCUUGUAACUCACCGAAGGUCGACAUGGGAGGAGAAGGUGAAAACGAGAGCAGAAGAUCUACAGAAAGAGGACUUCGCUGCUACAGUUAGAAAGAUCCAGGAAGCUGUGGAACUGAAACUGCUAGAUCUUUCAAACUUGUGUGCUCCAAAAAAAAAUAAAAUGCAUGGUUUGUGCAGGCUGGUGUAUAGAAGCAAGCAUUCUGCCGGCAAAAUAGGCUUCAGCAGAUCCGUAUCCAAGGAGCCUGCUCCAGCUGUCAGUGCUACAGAGGUGAUCAGAGAGCUGCAGAUGAGAGAGGCCAGCCUGCAGAGAGAGCUGAAGCAGCUGCGGGAGGAGUGCAGGCAGAGGCUGGACGAAAUUGCAGAAGGGUUGGACGGAGUGAUUUGUGUCUCCCCUUGAAGAGAUAAAGCUGGACUGAGAAGAGCAAAGGAGUAGUCUUGUUUGAUCAGAACACAUUUGUGCAGCUUGGUAUGGGGGAGUGCAAGGUGAGGAACCAAAUGUGAUUUCUAAUUUGUAAGCCUGGGAAUCAUAACUUAUUACUGCUUUGUGACUUGCACUGGUGCCAUAACCUUGGUGGUUCUCUCUGCAGCCUCUUUAUUGCUAACCUUGCCAAUUAAAUACUGCAGCAGGCCUUAGUUGGGAGUGUGCUUAAAUCUCCCUUUCAUCUUUCAGAUUUCUAGUUCUUCUGCCAAGCACUGGGCUCUUUCAGAAUGCUCAGCUGCCAGACACGGCAUAUUUUGAGGCUGCAGAUUGAAGUACUAAUUGCAUUCAACAUUUUCCAGCAAGUGGAAGUGUUCAUUAGUCAAAAAAAAAUCCAGGUAUUGGAGAACGUGUGAAGUACUGAGGCUCAGAGAUUAGAAAUGUUUGAGAAAGUGAGCUAUUUUAAUUCAUCUGGUUUGCAUAUUUGUGGCAGCUAUAAUGCAGUCACCGUAAGGAAAAACAAAUGCAUAAUAAUAAAUAAGGCAGCACACCGUUUUCAUUUGCUGCUGUGAUGCACUUCAAGUAAUUGGGUUCUCAAAGAGAACAGACUAGAAACCAAUUCCACCAAGUUAUGAGUCACAGGGAGGUAAGUUAUGGAUCUGCUGUAGGGAAGUUUCUGUAAAAUAGAAGCAUGGCCCUAGCUUCCAAGCUUGAGGAGUCUCCGAGCUCUGUCUCUGGAGGCUCCUUUCAGUGGAAUAUGCAAAUGUUUUCACUUGGCAUGCAUUUCCUGCCCUUCUCUGUUUUGCUUUCUCCAAGGAAUAUUUUUAUAUUCUAGUUGUACACUUUCAGGAAUAAAUGAGUA